Molecule: messenger RNA, 1964 nt
Organism: Cornus florida
Lineage: Eukaryota; Viridiplantae; Streptophyta; Magnoliopsida; Cornales; Cornaceae
Exons: 10
Coding region: 60-1313 (417 amino acids)
Biological process (GO): intracellular protein localization
Cellular component (GO): endomembrane system
Source: RefSeq, a predicted model, not a curated record
AAAACUGAAAAAAUUGUUCGAUUUGUUGUUGUAAAGACUGAUUGCUGAGAGAAUCAAUAAUGGUGAAAGCUGUGAUCGGAGAAGAAACCCAACUCAAAUUGGCCGAAGAUCGCCUCAGCCAAUCCGCUGUCCCCUCUCAGGUGGGUCUUGUAAUAGGGAAGCUUAGUUCGUCGUUGGACCGGGGUUUUGUGUUCGAUUUGAUUCCAACACCUCCAAACGAUGCUGGUGAGCCAGCUUGUUCAAUUUUGGAGAGUGUCAGAGAUGACAAGAGAAAGGGAACGAAAGCAAAAUCUGCUGCCGAAUCUUCAUCGUUGGUCAUCGACAAAGAUUGGGUCGUCGAACACGCUCGUCAGGUCUCGAGAAUGCUAUUAGGUGGCAUGAAGGUGGUCGGCAUCUAUAUAUGGGUCAACGAAAGCACAUUCAAGAAUUCUACCCCAAUACUCUGCCAGGCUGUGAAAGGAGUUGCAGAAGCAGCACCCUUACUCCAGACGGAUGGGGAUGAGAGACUGCUUAUUCACAUUAGUUAUAGUCCAAGGAGAUGGACAUGCCGAAAUUGCACACUGGCUUCAAAUAUUACAUCAAGCAAUCUACACCCUUGUGAUUUCAAAAUGGGACGGGUCUUAAAUUCCCUUCAAAAGUUUAGUUGCACGUACAACUUUGAUAUGAGAUUGCCAAUAUGCAGUGAGAAUGCAUCAAAUAUCAGAAGAUUGGUUGACAUACUUCGCCAUGGAAUCUCAAGUCAUGCUAAAGAGCUUAAAGGUGCAAAGGCUUUAAUUGAUGGAAAGUUGGUGCUUGAGGAUGAACAGUUAUUAGAUGGUUUGCAUGAAGUUGAAUUUCUUCUACCUUUCAUGCAAGAUGCAUCUAUGGAAGCAUGCAGCCAAAAGGAGGUCCUUGGUGUUCUCAUCCUUAGUGGCUCCGUGUGUUCUUUUGCAUAUUUAAAUUCAAAAGAACCAUUUUCACAGGCUUUGGCUGAUAUAAAGGGGGACAUCAUCAUGAGCCUGCAAAGUAGAUUAGCUGUCAUCUGUGAUGAGGCGGAUGGAGAAUCAGAUACUAUUGUUGAUGGUGGCGAGGAAGCAAGCAAUGAGAUAUCAGCUGGGAAACCUAUUCCCCAACUCGACCUGCAAUUGUUGAGUCUUUCAUUUCCUCGUAGAGUCUUUGUUCCUUGGUUGGCGGGUACAUAUAUCUGUGAUUACUUGCAGCCAUCUGAGACACUUGAGGUUUGUAAUCACAACUUAAUGAGCAAAACAUCUUGUCAUCUGCUUUAUAGGAAUGGAACAUUAGAAGCUAAACAUUAUUGCAUGCUGUUCUUGUAGACUUUAUAAAGCUAGUUGAAGGAAUGAAUAGUCCAUUACACUUGAGCAAACAUAUCAUUAGUAAUUUAUUUUUACCAUCAUAUAUGGUAUGCUCAUUGUUCUGUACCUUCUAUCAGCACUAGAAAGUACAUGGCAGAAAUUAAUGGAUAUGUUUCAUGCCUUUUCCACCCCAGAUUACACACUAGUAUUUUGAUUGAUCUCAUUCAACAACGAUCACACUUGUUUAUAAUAGUAAUAAUGACAGUGAUCAUUUAUCAGCCUUUCUGACCACCAUUGGCGUUAAUUGUUGCGACUUCUGUAAAGUUGCAACUUUCCCCUCCUUUUAGAGUUAAAGGUAUUAGAAUUGUAUGGUUACUGUGACCUCACAGAGCUAGCUUUUAACUUUUUAAGUAACCAAAAAAGAAUGUAGUAAUUAAAUCUAUUUUUUCCUCCUGGGCUAGUAAAUUAAAUCUUAUUUUGUAAAAUAUUUGACUUGCCUUUCAGGAUGAAUAAAUUAUAAUUGGACUCCCAUCAUUAAUGUAGUUGUUCUGAGAAUAAUAGCAUUUAUUUUAUCGCUGAUUUUGCAUCUUAUGUGCACCGGGUUCUCAAAGAUCACUGUGUUGAGUUGAUGGCCAUGGAAGCUACGACAGAUGCUUCAACAAUCCUGGAACC